ACCUGAGUUACUCAAAAAAAAAAAAAAACCCACAACCUACGGAAGGAGGGAUCUAGAGCCAUCAACUCCACGUGAUGAUUUGUCUUGGUCAAAGAAAUCAUCGGCUUGAUUCCAUCCAAAAAAUGUCUAGAGAUAGAGGUGUUCCUGUUCCUAGUCGGUCCGUCCGCUGCUCAAGAGUACCUCCUCUUUGCUUCUUCAGCAAGUCUGAGAAUCAAUGUUCCCCGGCCACUGCAUAAAGCCUUCAGCUCUCCGUCUCUCUCGUUCCUCAAAUUGAUAAAUACCCACAAAUUUAAUCCACACCCAUUUCACUUUACGCACCACUAUCGACAAAUUCAAUCUCAAUUCCUUCCUUUUCAAUCAACUUUUUCAAUAAUUUUAUUCUCUUCAUCAUUCAUACAACCAUUUCUUUAGUAAAUUUGUGACCUUCACUGCAAAUCAAAGCAUCUUUCAAUCCCUGUCAACAUGGCCGCAAGAAACCCCCCACCCUGCAAGCACCUCGCAGAUUACAAGCUCAAACAUGGUUUGACUGGCUACCAAUCCCUUCAGAAGUUCCUCAAGAUCAACCCACUUGGAAGAACAAGCGUUGAGGGGCACCAAAUGAAGAUACCCAGAUGCUCCUUUUGUUCCGGGUAUCAAGGGAGACUCUAUGUUUGUUUGAUCUGUUCUUCGGUCUCCUGUUGCCUUUCUCCCAAAUCCAACCAUGCUCUUCUGCACGCCCAAGUUGAGGAUGGGCAUGAGAUUGCGGUGGCCGUGGAAAGUGCCGAGCUCUAUUGCUGCGUGUGCUGUGAUCAGGUCUAUGAUCCAGACUUUGAUGAAGCUGUGAUGUUGAAAUGCAUCAGGGACGUGCCAAGAAAUGAAAAUGGGGAUGAGGGUAUUAGGGAGAGAUCAGGGAAGAAGAGGAGAUUGGUUUCGGGGGUGGAAUUGGAUUUGAAAAAUCUAAAACAAGUGGUUUUGGGGAAGGAUCAGAGGUCCAAAUCUUGUUUUCCAUUGGGUCUGAGAGGGUUGAACAAUCUGGGCAAUACUUGUUUCUUGAAUUCUGUGUUGCAAGCAUUGCUUCAUGCUCCCCCUUUGAGGAAUUACUUCCUCAGUGAUCGGCACAGCCGGAAAACCUGCCGGAUAAGAUCGUCCGACGGGCUAUGUUUGCCUUGUGACAUUGAUGUUAUCUUCUCUGCUGUCUUUUCUGGUGAUCGGACCCCUUACAGUCCAGCGCAGUUCCUUUACAGUUGGUGGCAGCAUUCUGAAAAUCUAGCAAGUUAUGAGCAGCAGGAUGCUCAUGAGUUUUUCAUUUCAGUGCUCGACCAGAUCCAUGAGAAAGAGGGAAAAGCAAGUAACCCAAGUAAAGACAACAGAAAUUGCCAGUGCAUUGCUCAUAGAGUAUUUUCUGGGUUGUUGAGAUCAGACGUUACUUGUACAGCCUGCGGAUUCAUCUCAACCACUUAUGACCCUUGUGUUGACAUUUCCCUUGACUUGGACACAAGCACUUGCUCUACCAAAGAUGUAUCCAACAGGCCAGUGAAACCAAAUGAUAACGACUUUGAGAACACAAGUAUAUCUACUCUUUUGGGUUGCUUGGAUCUCUUCACAAGACCAGAGAAAUUGGGGUCAGACCAGAAAUUGUAUUGCCAAAACUGUCAAGAAAGGCGGGACUCGUUGAAGCAAAUGUCCAUCCGAAAACUCCCUCUGGUGCUAUGUUUACAUAUAAAACGGUUUGAGCACUCUCCAGUCAGAAAAAUGUCCAGAAAAAUUGAUCGCUACUUGCAGUUUCCUUUCUCUUUAGACAUGGCACCAUAUUUAUCCUCCUCUGUAGUCAGAAACAAGUUUGGAAACAGGAUAUUUGCUUUUGAUGGUGAUGAUUCAGAUGCUUCUUCAGAAUUUGAGGUUUUUGCAGUGGUUACUCAUUCAGGGAUGCUGGAGUCAGGGCAUUACAUCACUUACCUUCAUUUAAGUAACCAAUGGUACAAAUGUGAUGAUGCUUGGAUCACUGAAGUUGAUGAGGAGAUGGUGAGAGCUUCACAAUGUUAUUUGAUGUACUAUGUGCAGAAAGUGUUCUACUACAAAGCCAGUGAGGAUUUGAGUUGCUUGCCGAUGUCCCCAAGCAGGGAAAGGUUUGUCCCUAUUGCCGGCUGUUGCUAGAGUUGUUUCUCAUUCAAGCAGAGGCCUUGGGCAUUCCUGUAUGCAUUUUACACCAAGCAAGGGGAAUCUUCCUCUAUGAUAGAAAGAUGGAAAUGACAACAACGGAGUGUUCUUUAGAAAUCUAAUCCAUUGGAAAAGAUGGGGUCAUAGUUGUAAUCAUCUUCGAGCUAUGGAAUAACUUCGAUUAUGAAGAAUGGGGUUAAGAGAGAUGUCCAGAUGCUCAUUCCAAUAAAACAAAUGAUCUGUCAAUGGCUGGGUGGGAAAUAUUGGCCUAAGAGUGUUGACUUGGGUUCAGCUCUCAACCAGUUUCUUGCUCAGGAUUGUUGAAUUGAGAUCAGUCAUGUACAGAGUAGAUUCUUUUUUUUUUUGACUUACUGAUUUCAGGAUCAAAUUAUUGCUACUCAUCUAACUUCUAUAUUUCUAUUGUGCAGUAUGGUUUCUGACCAUUACUGAUCAAUCUGCUUCAUGUAUCUUGAACUUCUAAAAACACAGGGAACCAGUUUUUAAGUACUCAAAUUCUUCAGAACUGGUUUCAUGCUCUAUUUGCUCAUUUUAUCUGCAUAAUUUUCUCCAUUGUUCUUCA
Messenger RNA from Malania oleifera, 2716 nucleotides. RefSeq names its product ubiquitin C-terminal hydrolase 22. The transcript has 3 exons. Bases 463 to 2133 code for a protein of 556 amino acids. The record is from RefSeq and is a predicted model, not a curated record. NCBI's taxonomy places the organism in Eukaryota, Viridiplantae, Streptophyta, Magnoliopsida, Santalales, Ximeniaceae. Gene Ontology annotation, molecular function: zinc ion binding; cysteine-type deubiquitinase activity. Gene Ontology annotation, biological process: protein deubiquitination.